AUGUUACCAGACUCAGUGCUAGAGAUUGGGUACUCUCUUUUGGACAAGGGUGUAGUCCCCGACUUCGUGAUACGACGCGCAAUCCGCGCUUUGUUGCACCAACGUCUGCGGGACAUUGACUGUGGUUCAUUUGAGGCCAACCAUGCGGCAAAAAUGGAAUGGAUCGAAGGCGUCCGAGCUCGCGACACUAUUGCGGUCGUAACGGAGAAAGCGAACGAGCAGCAUUACGAGGUCUCGACGGAAUUUAUUCUGUCUUGCUUAGGGCCAUACGCCAAGUAUUCUUCAUGCUUAUAUCCCACUGGAAAUGAAAGCCUAGCCGAAGCUGAAACAUUGAUGUUGGAGAGCUACUGCGAGAAGGCUCAAUUGAAAGAUGGAAUGGAUAUUUUAGACCUCGGAUGUGGAUGGGGGAGUCUCUCGCUGUUCCUCGCAAAGAAAUACCCAGGUGCACGUAUAACAGGGUUGUCCAAUUCAAAGACCCAGAAGAUCCACAUCGACUCCGUGGCCAAGGAGCGUGGUUAUACCAACCUCGAGAUAAUCACCGGGGAUGUCAACACGUUCGACUUCCCUACUACCAAACGUUUCGAUCGAAUACUUUCCAUUGAGAUGUUUGAACACAUGAAGAACUACCAGGCGCUCCUCGAUAAGAUUUCCACCUGGCUCAAGCCCAAGGGGACAACGACCGACCCAGAAGACGAUGCGCUGCUGUUUAUUCACAUAUUCUGCCACCAUACUACCCCAUACCACUUCGAAGAAGGUGACGGAUGGAUGGCCCGCAAUUUCUUUUCCGGCGGAACGAUGCCGUCGCACGAUUUGUUGCUUUACUUCCAGUCCGACUUAACCUUGAUACGGAGCUGGUAUCUGCCAGGAACCCAUUACUCCCGGACACUUGAGGAUUGGCUGAAACUCCAAGAUAAGAACGGCAAAGCUGGUUUGAAGACCUUGCAGGAAGACGCAGUGGCGAAAGGUAAACAGGCAUCUGACGGCACUGCGGCUUUCCACCGAUUUAGGGUAUUUUAUAUGGCCUGCUCUGAAUUAUUCAAUAUGAAUAACGGGCAAGAAUGGGGUGUUGGUCAUUAUCUAUUCAAGGCCAAGGAUAUUUCUGCGUGA
Messenger RNA from Pleurotus ostreatus (oyster mushroom), 1107 nucleotides. RefSeq lists its product as uncharacterized. Bases 1 to 1107 code for a protein of 368 amino acids. NCBI's taxonomy places the organism in Eukaryota, Fungi, Basidiomycota, Agaricomycetes, Agaricales, Pleurotaceae. The transcript is spliced from 13 exons. The record is from RefSeq and is a predicted model, not a curated record.